Messenger RNA from Sturnus vulgaris (Common starling), 1404 nucleotides. It is a transcript of the gene CYTIP, whose product is annotated as cytohesin 1 interacting protein. NCBI's taxonomy places the organism in Eukaryota, Metazoa, Chordata, Aves, Passeriformes, Sturnidae. Gene Ontology annotation, molecular function: protein binding. The record is from RefSeq and is a predicted model, not a curated record. Gene Ontology annotation, cellular component: cell cortex. Gene Ontology annotation, biological process: regulation of cell adhesion.
AUGGCCCUGCGGCGGCUCCUGCAGCCCAACCCCAGCCCUGUGGGCGGCGAGCAGGCGCUGCCGAUGGACAGCAGGAGGAUGCAGCACCUGGCCAGCACGGUGGGCACGCUGCCCCGAGGGCGCAGGCAGCUCACCUUGGCCCGAUCCAGCUCCUUGGACGACUCCUCCAAGCCACAAAGGCACCUCGUUGCUAUAUUGAAAGAAGAUAAAGAGACGUUUGGGUUUGAAAUCCAGACUAUCAGGUUUCCACACCAGAAUGAUUUCUCCCUGGAGGUGUGCACUUGUGUCUGCAGAAUCCAAGAGGAAAGCCCUGCCCAUCUCUCUGGCCUGCAGACUGGGGACAUCCUCACCAGCAUCAACGGUGUGAGCAUCGAGGGCUUUGGUCACAAGCAAAUCGUGGACUUGAUAAAGUCUUCAGGGAAUUACUUGAGGUUAGAGACUGUCAAUGAGGCCUUGCUCCUGAGGAAAAUGGAGCUGGAGACCAAACUGCAGGCUCUCAAGCAGGCGCUGCACCAGCGGUGGGGGGAGCUGCGGGCGCUGCUGGCCCGGGAGCGGCUCCUGCUGCACGGCGAGGUGAAUGACAACGCCUUGCUGGGCUCCCUGGAGCUGGCAGAGCCCGGCUCGGGCGGCGGCUGCAGCUCCCCGGGCCCCUUCUCCCCGGCCAAGCCGCGCUUCUCCAGCGAGAGCAGCUCCCGCAGCCGGCUCAGCUCCAUGACCGUGGGCAGCGAGGACAGCUUCUCCCAGGGCAGCGCCUUCGAGGACUCGGCUGCAGACAGCCUGAGCCGCCAGUCCAGCAUGGAUGACGACUGUGUGUUCCCCAGGGACGGGGACGGAGCCGCUGCCAGGAGCUCCCUGCGCAGGAACCGCAGCAUCAGCCUGGCCAGCAGCGGCUCCAUGUCCCCGCUCUGGGAGAGCAGCAGCCUGGCCAGCAGCUUCGGGACCCUCCCGCGCAAGAGCAGGAGAGGCAGCGUUCGGAAGCAACUCCUCAAAUUCAUUCCAGGCUUUCACCGGGCAGUAGAAGAGGAAGAAAGUCGGGUCUGAUGUCGCAGGUGUCGCCCUCGAUGUCGGGCCCUGCACGUGGCUCUCAGGUGUCACUCACUGGGGCACACCGUGGGUACAGCACGGUGGCACCGCAGGGCACUCCCCAGACAGCAGCGCUGAUGAGAUCCACACGGCUCUGGGGUGGUAAUUACUUUCAUUUUUAAUCAGAGCACGCUGCGGACCUCUUCAUUAACGUGAAAAAUGAGUGACUCCAAAAUGUGAAGAACCUUUGCAGAACUUCCUCAGCGAACUUUACUGUUAAUAACAGUUUUUAAUUGAAUGCGAAAUUGAUAGCUAUUUAUUUCCUGUUCCUGGAGUCAGUGUCUUCCAAAGGUCUUUAAUAAAACGAGUGCUUCUACUAAA